Messenger RNA from Ascochyta rabiei, 1047 nucleotides. RefSeq lists its product as uncharacterized. NCBI's taxonomy places the organism in Eukaryota, Fungi, Ascomycota, Dothideomycetes, Pleosporales, Didymellaceae. Gene Ontology annotation, cellular component: plasma membrane. The record is from RefSeq and is a predicted model, not a curated record. The transcript has 2 exons. Bases 1 to 1047 code for a protein of 348 amino acids.
AUGUUCACGCCUGUCGAAACGACUCUGGGUGCGGUGCUGCUGCACCAAGCUACCAGCAACCUCCUAUAUCAGAAUGGCAACAUCCUGGGUCUUUCUGGCUUUCUGAGACGGCUCUUAACUGCGCCAACAGCGGAAGUACUGGCCUUUUUCGCUGGCAUGGCAGCUAGCUAUCCACCGCUACACAUGCUGGCUCCUGAAUUGGUUACGAAGUAUCCUAGCAUGCCAAUGACAGUGCAGGCUGUGGUAUUCACAGCGAGUGCCGCGGCUCUGAUAGGAUGGGGGACCAAGGCAUCGAACGGCUGCACAUCUGGGCAUAUGCUCUGUGGUCUCUCGAGGCUCAGUGGGCGUUCCGCUAUCGCCGUUGCAACGUUCUUCACUACAGCCUUGAUCACACAUCACCUCGUACACCCGAGUCUCUACACCGACGCAUGUUCCGGCGACAUACCUUGCUACACGCCUAUCUUGCCCUCGCUAAGAACGGCCGUAGCACUUGUGUUUCUUUCGACCAUUACAACGAUAGCUGCUCGAACGAUUCCAGCCCUCCUUGCUCGAGCAACGUCCUCUUACGAAACCAACGCAAAAGUCCCCUCGAACAACCAAGCUCCGGCACGCUUAGCGACACAAUUCUUCACUGGUCUGCUCUUCGCUCUUGGCCUACACAUCUCCGGCAUGGCACACCCGGCCAAAGUCACAUCCUUUCUCUCCUUCCCCGUCUGGCACGCAUGGGAUCCAUCUCUCGCACUCGUGAUACUAUUCGGCGUGGUCCCCAACCUCCUCACGAUUCAGCGCAAGGGCUUCAACGCGCCGCCGGCUUUCGCAAACUUGUUCGCGCUUCCAACAAAGACAUUCAGGGACGUUGAUGUCAGGUUUGUGGCUGGUGCGGUAGCUUUUGGGAUGGGCUGGGGCCUUACAGGUACGUGUCCUGGGCCGGCGGUGUUGAGAGCGUUCGCGCAGCCGCUUUGGGGGGCGCUGUGGGUCGGUGGCUUUUGGGUUGGGGGACGCUUGGGUGAGGCGCGAGUCGGGUGCGACGUGUUCUUGCUUUCAUGA